AAAACGCACAUAGCUCACCAAGUCUGAAAGUCAGACCUUGUUUUCCCGGGAAAUAAAAAUAGCAGACCCAUCGGGUCACUAACUAACUGAAACCCCAAAAAAUGUCCAAAAUGACCUCACCAUUCUCAAAACUCCCACUCUCUUUCUUCUACUUCUUCCUCACUCUCAUGCCCUUCCAAGUAAUUUCACAGUCCCCGGCCACCACCGCCGACCAGACAACCCUACUCAAUCUCAAAAAGCUAUGGCGGAGUCCGCCGUGGACAGCCUCCUGGAACUCCUCAUCCUCGCCGUGCACCUGGCCGGCGAUUGAGUGCACCGCCGGCACAGUCACCGGACUUCUCCUCCACGAUAAAAACAUCACGGACACGAUCCCACCGUUGAUGUGCGACCUCAAAAACCUCACCGUGCUUAACCUCUCGUACAAUUACCUCCAGGGCGACUUCCCUAAGGUUCUGUACAAUUGCUCUGGUCUCCAAUACCUAGACCUCUCUCAGAACUUCUUCGUUGGCCCAAUACCCUCCGACAUCGACCGGUUAUCCUCUCUCCAGCUCAUCAACGUCGGCGACAACAAUUUCUCCGGCGAGAUUCCGCAGGCGAUUAGCCGGUUACCGGAGCUCCGGACCUUGCACCUCUACCAAAACCAGUUCAACGGCACGGUUCCGAUCGAAAUCGGAAAUUUAGCGAAUCUAGUGACUCUAGGUGUGGCUUAUAAUACUAUGCUUUCGCCAUCGAUAAUUCCGAUAGAGUUUGGCAAUUUGAAAAAGCUGGAGUACUUGUGGAUGACGAUGACGAACUUGAUCGGGAAAAUACCGGAUAGUUUUGCGAAUUUGUCCAGUCUUCAACACUUGGAUCUCGCUAGAAACAAUCUGGAUGGUCCACUUCCUCAAGGACUGUUCCAAUUGAAAAACUUGAGUGCAGUGUAUUUGUUUAAAAACAGUUUGUCCGGUGAAAUUCCAACUCCAAUCGAGUCACUAAAUUUGAUCGGAUUGGAUUUAUCAGAGAACAAUUUAACAGGUUCGAUACCAUCUGACUUCGGAAAAUUGAAUCAACUGAAAGUCAUGAUUCUGCAUUCGAAUCAACUUUCUGGCGAAUUACCACCCAGCAUCGGCCAAAUCACAGCCCUAGGGACCUUCCGGGUGUUCACAAACAAACUCAAUGGUACUUUGCCGCCGGAAAUCGGUCUUCAUUCGAAACUCCAAUAUUUCGAGAUUUCCGACAACCAGUUCACUGGAGAUUUGCCUCAAAAUUUAUGCGCCGGGAAGACUUUAUUCGGCCUGGCGGCUUCCUCAAAUUCUCUCACCGGGACCGUGCCUGAAUCGCUUGGAAAUUGCCAAGCUUUGCGUAGUGUUCAGCUAUUUAACAACAAUUUUUCCGGUGAGGUUCCAUUAGGCCUCUGGACAUCGCGCAAUCUAUCGAGUUUAAUGCUGAGCAACAAUUCUUUGUCUGGUACGCUUCCAAGUCAAUUAGCUUGGAAUUUGUCUCUGGUUCAGAUCAGUAACAACCAGUUUUCCGGUCUGAUUCCUACCAGAAUCGGUUCUUGGGCGAGUCUGGUUGAGUUCAAGGCUAGUAACAAUCAAUUUACUGGUCCAAUUCCGGUGGAGAUAACCGCUUUCUCCCCCUUUCUUUCUCAGCUAAGCAACCUUAUUCUUGAUGGAAAUUCACUUUCCGGUGAAUUGCCAUCGACAAUUUUGUCAUGGAAGUCGCUGACUAUUUUGAAUCUUGCUCGGAACAAGCUUUCGGGUCAAAUUCCGGCAAUUUUUGGUUCGCUGCCUGACCUUCUCAAUCUAGAUUUGUCGGAAAAUCAAUUUUCCGGUCAAAUUCCGCCCGAAUUAGGCCAUUUGAAGCUAACCAAUUUAAACCUUUCUUGCAACCAAUUUUCCGGGAAAAUCCCGGAUGAGUUUGAUAACUUGGCCUAUGAAACCAGUUUCUUAAACAAUUCAAAACUUUGUGCUAAAACCCCAAUUUCAAAUCUCCCCAACUGUCUCACCAAAAACAGCAAAUCCAACGGCUUAUCGCCCACAAUUCUCGCGGUGAUUCUUGUUUUCGCUGUAAUUCUCUUCAUAGCUACUGUUAUAUUAACCGUCUUCGUGGUCAAAGACUACCGGAGAAAGAAGAUCAAGCGAGACCUUGCGGGGUGGAAACUAACCUCAUUCCAAAGGUUUGAUUUCACAAAGAAAAUAAUUUUGUCGGGUUUGACUGAAAACAAUUUGAUCGGAAGUGGUGGGUCGGGGAAGAUAUAUCGCAUCGCUGUCAACAAUUUAGGCGAUUGUGUCGCUGUCAAGAAGAUUUGGAGCAAUGGGAAGUCAGAUCACAGGCUCGAGAAAGAGUUUCUGGCAGAAGUGGAGAUAUUGGGCACAAUUAGGCAUUCCAAUAUAGUGAAAUUGCUGUGUUGUAUUUCGAGUGAUGACUCAAAAUUGCUUGUGUAUGAGUAUAUGGAGAAGCAGAGUUUGGACAAGUGGUUACAUGGGAAGAAGAGGACUAGCUCCACGACUGUGUUGAGUAGUUUGGUCCACCACGCGGUGUUGAAUUGGCCGACGAGGCUGCAGAUUGCAGUUGGGGCUGCUCAAGGACUAUGUUAUAUGCACCAUGAUUGCUCUCCGCCGAUCAUUCACCGCGACGUGAAGUCUAGCAAUAUUUUGCUGGAUUCUGAGUUCAAGGCAAAGAUUGCUGAUUUUGGACUUGCCAAGAUUUUGGCCAAGUCUGAUGUGCCUAAUACCAUGUCUGCUGUUGCUGGUUCAAUUGGGUACUUUGCUCCAGAAUACGCCUACACGAGAAAAGUGAAUGAGAAGAUCGAUGUUUACAGUUUCGGAGUUGUACUCUUGGAACUGGUGACGGGAAGAGAACCCAACGAUGGAGAUGAGCACACGAGCGUCGCAGAAUGGGCAUGGCGCCAAUACGGAGAAGGAAACUCAAUUGCCCACACCUUUGAUAAGGACAUCAAGGAGCCACAUUACUUGGAAGAAAUGACCACUGUCUAUAAACUGGGGCUUGCAUGCACAAUGACACAACCUUCUAGUAGGCCUUCCAUGAAGGAGGUUUUGCAAAUUCUACGCCGUUGUGGUCCUGUAGAGGGCAGCGAAGGAAAGAACGCGGGGCGUGAGUAUGAUGUUGCCCCACUCCUUGACAGUGCCAUAUACCUUUCCAGCUACAGGCGUUCGGAUGAAGAUGAUGACAGUGUAGCAUGCAUUGUGUGAUGUUGGAAUUGGUUGCAGAGUAGUUAAUAAGUAGUCUCACCAGUAUUAUCUGCAUCAAAACCAGAAUUCGACUCUGAAGAGGGACAACUCACUUUUCAAAAAUCACUUGACAAAUCAAAUCCAUAUCAUCAUAAUAGAGGGAUUAGAUGAAGAUGAGGGUAGUUUUAGUUAAAUUUGCAGCUUUUGAGGUUGAAAUUAGUCAUAGGUUAAUCUAGUGUAGCUUUUUUUUUUUUUUGGGUUUUUUUUUUUUUUUUUUUUUUUUUUUGCAAAAUCAAGCAUGCAAAGGAUGUAAAAUUUCUCUCAAGUAAUAGUAGCAAAUGUAAAUUUUUGGAAUAAGAUGAUUUUCUCUUCUGAUUAGGAAUAAAACAAGCUACCUUCUCCCAA
Messenger RNA from Camellia sinensis, 3578 nucleotides. RefSeq lists its product as uncharacterized. Lineage: Eukaryota; Viridiplantae; Streptophyta; Magnoliopsida; Ericales; Theaceae. The record is from RefSeq and is a predicted model, not a curated record. Gene Ontology annotation, molecular function: protein binding; ATP binding; protein kinase activity. Gene Ontology annotation, biological process: protein phosphorylation.